Molecule: messenger RNA, 3139 nt
Organism: Colletotrichum scovillei
Lineage: Eukaryota; Fungi; Ascomycota; Sordariomycetes; Glomerellales; Glomerellaceae
Exons: 3
Coding region: 186-587 (133 amino acids)
Biological process (GO): succinate metabolic process; mitochondrial respiratory chain complex II assembly
Cellular component (GO): mitochondrial intermembrane space; mitochondrion
Source: RefSeq, a predicted model, not a curated record
UCUAAACAUCAUUUGCCAGUAUCUUGAACAACCAGCAACGGGGUGGCCAUUAUCCGUUCAAUUGAAAGUAGGAGAGAGGUAUUGAGUUUUAGCGUUAUAAGUCACAUCGAUCCACGACUCACUUCCCAGUGAGCUCAUCGCAGCCUCCCGACCCGAUAAAUUUCAUCACCGCCAACCCGUCACCAAUGCGGUCUGCAUCAGUUUUGAGAAUGGCCUCGGCCUCCGUCUCAAAGGGAAACGGCCUCAGGCCCACGCCGAUGGCCCUCCUGCCCCCUAUCCCGCUAUACCGUCGUCUUCUACGCGCUCACCGCAAGCAUCUUCCUUCCGAGAUGCGCCUACUGGGUGACGAGUACAUCAAGGCUGAAUUCCGUGCUCAUCGCACAGUAGAUAACCCGGCGCACCUGAUCGGUUUCUUGACUGAGUGGCAAUUAUACGCGCAAAAGAUCGAGGGCAACUCGUGGGUUGGCGAGAAGAUUGACCCUGUCAAGGUUGCCAAGAUGAGUGACGAACAAAUCGGUCAACUUUAUGAGCUGAUGCAGGCCAUCAAAGAACGGCGUGAGUCAGGGGAAGGCGAGGAUCAAUCAUGAUGUCGCUGCGUUAAGGAAGGAAAGCACCGUCAUUGUCAAUGAUGCGAGAUGCGCGACUUAUGCGCGUUUGUAUUAACACCUAUGUAAAUUUGUACCCUUUGCGCAGCAUCGUAGUCAUCUUUCAGUGCCCCUCAAACGCCUCGACAAUCCAGUCGGCCUGGAUGAUGCUUACUUUCUUAGCAUAGUUUUUCUGCGUGAAGACAUGCUCAAGAAACAUGAUGGCCUCCUUCUUCUGCCCGUGUAGCACACUAGACGGGUGAAUGGCCACAACGUGCUUGCCUUGUGACGUGACGUAGCUCGCAUCCGGCGCCAGUAUGGCCGUCUUGGACACGAAGCCGCGGAGGAAGCAUUUGAGCAAAGCUUCGGCCUGUUCCGGAGCCAGAGGAGUAAAGGGCUGGGGGUCAGGUGGUGGAGCCUCUGUAAGGAGACCUUCUUUGAGGCAGAGGCUGCGCAGUUGCCUGCGGAUGUUGAGCGCUGUCUUCAUGUUGCGAAUGUUGACCUUUCUCUGCUUGCACCACUGUAUGCGAUCGGCGUUCUCGGCGGCGUAUUGUUGCAUUGUAGUAAGAUAUGUUAGGAUGUCGCCUUCCCGGCGGUAGAGCUCCUUGCGAAGUUCUUCAAUUUCUUCGCGUUGUUCUUCCGACUGCAGCUGAUGGAAGAUGUCGUCGCCAGACGUGAUGCAGGAGAUGACGUCUAUCGUCUCUAGGACGCAGUCGAAUUCUGGCUUGGCGGAGGCAAGCAGGACCGCACCAAACGCCGCAGAGAUGGGAAAUCCGGCCAUCUUGCGGCCGGGCUCAGUGAUUGUGCCGUCGUCUGCCAAAGCACCUAGUCCAUGAAGGCUGACUAGUGCUCGUUCGAUGGCUUCCACAUCCGGGGUGUCCAUAAGGGGAAACCCGAGAAUGUCAUCAAUGCCUCGUGCUUUCAUCGUCAAGACAGCUCCCAGAACAUCGAUCCUCAGGAUCUCUGGCAAGUCUGUUUCCUCGAGUGUACUGAAUGUGCCUUCAGUGUAUAGCCUGAAGCACUUGCCAGGGCCUUCACGACCAGCACGGCCUGUUCGCUGGAUGGCGGAAGACCUGGAGAUAGGUUUUGCUAGUAAUGAUUCCAUACCGAGGCGAGCGCGGAAUUGCUUAACCUUGGCCUUGCCGCCGUCCACCACGUAACGUACACCGGGUACGGUGACGGACGUCUCAGCAAUAUUGGUGGCUAGCACAAUUUUCCGCGUGAAACCUCCCUUGACAGGCUGGAAAGCUGCGUGUUGUCCUUCUAUCGAAAGCUGGCCGUACAAGGGUAGAACCUUGAUCUUGGGAACGUUGGAGGCCAAUGUUGCGGCGUACUCCUCGAGGAGCGACUGCGCGGAUUCGAUUUCCUCUUGUCCGGUCAGGAAAGCAAGAAUGUCGCCAGGAAGCGGCUCUUCCAUGUGGAUUUUGAAAAUCGUCUUCAACAAAGAUUCCUGGAUAUCCGGCACCGGUUGGGGAGUAUGUAUCGUCUUGACCGGGUACUGCCGGCCCUGAAUUUUCAGUACUCCAACAGAGUUGCUCUUCUUGCUGACCAAGUCGUCACUACCGCUUUUUUCUUCAGGGCCAUGCACAGAGAAAAAGCUUUGAAUGCGCUCAACAUCGGCUGUGGCACUCAUGACAACAACCUUCAGUGGUAUGCCGCCGCGGCCCUUCCUGCUACCAAGCAGGAUUUGCUUAAGGAAUCCGGACACCAGAUCCACGUCAACACUUCUCUCGUGGAUUUCGUCAACGAUAACGGCGCUGUAUUGUUUCAAAUCUGGAUCUCUCAGAAGCUCCUGAAGAAGCAUACCUUCGGUGAGGAACUUGAUCUUCGUGCCCUUGGGGACCUGGUGAUCAAAACGAACUGAGUAUCCAACUAGUCCGUCACGGCUCUCACCGAGAGGCGUCCCAGCCUCGCGAGAAACUCGAUGCGCUAAAGUCGUGGCGGCUACUCGACGUGGUUGUGUGACUGCGAUCAUGCCACCGACACUGACUUCUCUUGCCCCUGCGAUACUGACAAUUUGUCUCCUACACCACGGCUCCCUGACCAAGAACUGAGGUAUUUGAGUACUUUUUCCGGAACCAGUUUCACCGACAAGAAGGAGUACAUCAUUAUGGCGUACACGAGCUUGUAUCUCUUCUCGGUGUGCCCAGAUGGGUAACUUUUGCCUGAUCUUCAACAAGGCAGGAUCUUCUCUCCAUCUUGGGCCUCUUUUGUCAAAUUUUGGCCUGUCUCGAUCCUGGGAUGUCUUCGACGAAUGCUUGAUGAAGGUCGGAGCUGUUUGGUGCGAAUCCUUUGAAUCUUUGACUAAUGCGUCUGACGUGGCAUCAAUUUCUGUCUCCUGAACAGACCGCAGCUCUUCCGUUGGACGUUGUUGAACUUCUGCUUCUUUUUUCUUUGCUGGGGGGUUGAGAUACCCCUCGAGAGAAAUUACUUUGUUGCCAACCUUGAUCGUGUUUUUGCCAUCAAGCUUCCGCUUUUUGGGGGCGCGUUCAGCGUCCAAUACAGAUGACAUGUUGAGGUUGCUAACAGAGUUUGCGAUGUUUUGUGUAAUCAGC